CCCAAGAAUCAGGACAUUUCUGAAGAUGGCUGCACUCUGGAUUGUUACGUUAUCACUCAUUAUGUCCCAUGCUGUGGAUUCUAUACGACCAUCAUUUAUCUCUGUGAAGCCUGGAGAACGUGUUACUCUGAACUGCACAAUUCAAGAUUUAUAUGUUAAAGAACUUAUGAUUUGGUACAAGCAACAGUUUGGAAAGAUGCCUCAGGAAGUUGGAAAUAAUAGAGAGAACAGAGACGCUCACACGUCAACUGAGAUAAACUCAAGAUUUAAAAUUGAUGAUAUUAAGACGGGGAUUUCUUUGACGAUUGUAGAAGUGAAAAAAUCUGAUGAAGGACUGUAUUUCUGUGGAUUAUAUACCUGGGGCAAAUUUACAUUUUCUAAAGGAACAUUCAUAGCUGUGACAGGUGAUGAAGAUGUAAAAGUAUCAGUGCUCCAGAGCAGUGUAUCAGACUCGGUUCCUGCAGGAGCAUCAGUGACUCUGCAGUGUUCGGUUCUCUCUGAGAGCAGAGCAGCAGAACUCCAAGUGCUCUGGUUCAGAGCUGCUCCAUCACAAUCCCAUCCUCAACUCAUUUACACUCAUCACAACAGCAGCCUUCAGUGUGAGAGCGAAUCUUCUACACACACCUGUGUGUACAACUUGUCCAAGAACAUCUUCAGCCUCAAUGAUACUGGUACUUACUACUGCGCUGUGGUCCUGUGUGGGAAGAUCAUUUUCGGGAACGGGACACGAGUACAGUUCACUGAGCAACAUUUCAAGGGAUCUGAUUCUCUUGUAAUCUGCCUUGCUGUUGCGUUGGUGGUGUGUGUGGUGGUGAUUUUUGCUCAAGCCAUUUUGAACUAUAAAAAGCGUAGCAUUGAACAACACAUGGUAAAACCUCCACAAGGUGCACAAAAACACAAAACCCACAAUCAGGAACGUGAAGCUGUGGAGAUGAGUUACGCUGCACUGAGUUUCACAGAGGGGAAAACUAAAAGUGGCAAAAUAAAGAAAGAUCGACAUAAAGAUACAAUUUAUUCUGACGUGAUAUACACUUCUCAUACGUAGGUUACAUUAUUAAUA
This is a messenger RNA of Silurus meridionalis, 1060 nucleotides long. RefSeq lists its product as uncharacterized. NCBI's taxonomy places the organism in Eukaryota, Metazoa, Chordata, Actinopteri, Siluriformes, Siluridae. Bases 26 to 1045 code for a protein of 339 amino acids. The transcript is spliced from 6 exons. Gene Ontology annotation, biological process: response to bacterium. The record is from RefSeq and is a predicted model, not a curated record.